This is a messenger RNA of Linepithema humile (Argentine ant), 5048 nucleotides long. RefSeq names its product QRFP-like peptide receptor. Gene Ontology annotation, biological process: cellular response to hormone stimulus; G protein-coupled receptor signaling pathway. Gene Ontology annotation, cellular component: plasma membrane. The record is from RefSeq and is a predicted model, not a curated record. NCBI's taxonomy places the organism in Eukaryota, Metazoa, Arthropoda, Insecta, Hymenoptera, Formicidae. Gene Ontology annotation, molecular function: neuropeptide Y receptor activity; peptide binding.
CUGAUGAGUCGUGUCACCCGCACAGCCGGGUACAUCUCGCGACGCGCGUAAAAUUACGGAAGUGCGAGCGCUCACUAGCAAUGUUGCAUUAUCCCUUAAGAGUCUAACAAUAAGAUACACGCGAGCGGAAUGCACACUUCGGAUCGUGAUUCGUGUUUGAAUAAAAAUCAGCGAAUUAUGAUAAGUCGAUGGAUUCAUUUCCUUCGUGAGAUAUGACAGAAUCAGAAAUACGCAGUAUUACGUGCAAUUACACUGUGCCGUCGACGAAGAUACUUAACUGAAAAUGAUGAUCAACUUGUGAACAACUCUCUUGCUGCGCAUCGUGCCGUGCAACGACAACGUAUUGCGUUAGGAUGAAAACGAAGAAACUCAAGCGGAACAAUUCGUGUAGAUACCUGAACGGCAAUAGGAAGUUUAGUGAAAACUCCGUCGUGCGUAAGGAUUGUCAUACGUUCCAUUUUCGGUUGAACAAUCUUACAGUGCACAAAUAUCCCGUUCUUCAUGUUAAAAGGACAUAUCUUAUUUUCGAGAUCAAAAAUAAUAACCGCGUGUUAAAAUUAGAAAAACAAUAAUGACAAACAUAAAUCUAAGCAUUAAAAAUAGAUCCUUUUGGCUUUCGUCUUUCAAAAUCUGACAAUCCGAGUAAAAAACGUGCCGUAACGAGUGAUCACGAGUGAGUAACCAUCUCAAUUUUCAACAAUGAUGCUCAUUAAUUUGACCGCAUUCAGCAAAGCAUUUGACGAUAUCAAGUUGAAUGGCACCAACACGACGGAUUUGCUCGAUUUUGAUUACGACCUUGACGAGUCCUUGAGUAAUUUCAACUGGGCGGAACUAGCGCCUGUACUGGUGGUCUACACCUUGACUUUCAUCCUUGGGUUAGUCGGGAACGUCGUUAUCAUCGCCUCCACUCUUUGUCCGCGGCUCAGGCCGCUGCCGGCGACGCCCACGAACGUCUUCCUGGGUGGCUUGGCCACGGCUGAUCUCCUGCUGAUCAUAUUCUGCAUACCCGUCAAGAUAGCAAAAUUGUUCUCUUACACGUGGACCAUGGGCCUCUUUCUAUGCAAAGCAGUACAUUAUAUGCAGAGCGUGUCGGCUAUCUGCUCGGUCGUCACUCUCACCGCAAUGUCGAUCGAGAGGUAUUACGCAAUAGUGCAUCCAAUGAGAGCACAAUAUACUUGUACUAUAAGCCAAGCUCGCAAGAUCGUGAUUAUAACUUGGAUCGCAGCGUUUCUAUUGGGAAUUCCGAUGGUGUUUACACAGACGCAUAAAAAAGUCGGACUGAGAUUGAUCGCCUACUGGUGCGUUCGCGACUCUCAGGCUGGUCUCCUGUGGCGGGCUCACGAGGUCUAUAUGCUCGUUUUGGUCCUCGUGCUGCCGCUGAUCGUCAUGGCAUUCUGCUAUACAACCAUUUGCUGGGAGAUCUGGCGCGUUAUGCAGCGCCGGUAUCACAUGACAUCGCGACACGCAUUAAAUCCAAACAGCAUGGAUACAGAAUCUAUUCCCAUGACGCAGCGGCAGAGUGGAAACGAACGCAGACCGCGUCGGGAUGACAACGAUGAAGAAUCACGGACUAUGAAGCAGGUGGUGAAAAUGCUGGUGGCCGUCGUGGUGUUGUUCGCUAUUUGCUGGGGCCCGAUUCUCAUUGACAACGUGCUGACCGCUUAUGGCUACCUUCCGCGCAUCAAAGACGGGCCGCACAAACACCUCAACACCGCGUUCCAGCUGAUGGCUUACUUUAAUAGCUGCAUAAACCCGAUAGUUUAUGGGUUUAUGUCGAAACACUUCAGGGAGAGCUUUCUGUCGGCUGCCUGCGGCGGAUGGUGGAUUUGCUGCUCCAGAAGAGGCUACCGAUCGUCUGUGACAAGGCACCCCAGCCUCAGCCAGACUAGAACAACCAGCGUGAGGUGGAUUCGAAACUCCUUCCGAGAGUCGAAGUCUCGAAACUCGACCGAUCUGCAUCCCGUAGUGUAUCCGUGAGGGCGCGCAGCCAGGUCGACUCUGACAGCCAGGGACCCCGAAAGCCCGUGCGAAUGUCCGGCUAGAGUAGACGAAUGGAGAGCACAAAUUGAUCGAGAUGGACUUGAUUCUUUCUUCAUCCCUGGACGUCGAGGGAGGUCUCUAUUAGAUAGGAGACUUUCGACAGGGAGACGCGAAUCAAGUCGAGAGAGGUCGCGAUUGUGGGAUUUGCCGAAGUGAGAUGCCGCCCUGCGACCUUCCAGCCGCCUACGAGGACUGUUUCGAGACGAGCGGAGUGAGUGACACGCUUUAAGUGACACAGAAGCUUUGGUGAAUCGACGGCGGCUCUGCGAGACUCGUUCAGGCUUUUGUCUCGCGGUCAAUGCAAGUUCCUGUGAAAUAGGCUCAUGAUUUAUUUAUUUAUCCUCGUCGUGCCACGUCUCGACAGCAUUAUUGCUCAUACAUCCCAGUGAGCGGCGUCCAUAGUUGGACAAAUUCGGACAAUUUGGACAUUAAACCAAUCACGAUAAGGUAAAAAUUUCUUGUUGACGUUUAAACGUCAAAAGAAAAAGUUAAUGUAUCCAAGUUUCUAAAAUGAAAAUGUGACGAAGCUAAAGGAUUAAUUUACGUAUCUUAUUGCCGAAGAUUAAUUAUAUUCCCACCCUGGACGGGGUCUGCGCGUGACAACUGAUAUUUAAUAGGGUGGCUUUGCUACUCGCAAAGUGCGGUGCACCGUCCUGCCGUAACCGGAGAUUGUUUGCUACGAAACUCCGUUAUCGCGCCACGAAUAUUGGACCGUGGCCGGAAGUUGCUAUUGGACUAUCGAACCAGAUGCGGAUCUCGAAUAGACGACCGUAGCUACGAAACUUGUAAGAUCGACCUGACAGGAAAUGCGCUGCCUCCACAGUCUCGCAGAUUAACGGCGACGAAAAUUGGAUUAACGUCAACAGGUAACAUGAUAACUUAUUGAAAAUCGAUUUCAAAUCAACAGGUUUUUCCGACGUCAACUUUGUCGAAAUUUUUCAUUUGUAAUUUUGUAUUAAUUAUACAUCAUGUCAGACGAUGAUGGAACAUAUUUUUCGAACUGAAUUAAAGAAAUUUUAUUUCUCACUGAACAUGAAGAGAGAGAAAAAAAAGAGAGAAUACUAAUUUUUAUAAUUUUGACAAAAUAAGGUUUCACAAUUUUGUGCACAAUUUAGCGAUAUAACAUUUACUAUAUAAACCUUCGAAAAUAUUUUUGAAACAUAUGCAUUGUUUGGGGAAAAUGCAACAAUUUGAAAUGGAGAAAAAUAUUGCAUUUAGUUUUGUAUUUAUUUAUGAAAUCAAUGUUUACACUUCUUGCAGAAAAACAUAAUAGAAUAUUGUGAAUGUUGUUCCAGAAAACAGUCGCUUUGAUUUAAUCAAAAUGUUUAAUCAGUUUAAUGAAUCUAGCCAAAAUGCAAUUCAACGCCAGUAUGUUAAGUAGGGAAUAAGCUAAUCUCAACUGGAUGAGAUGUAGUACCACUAAUUAGAAAGAGCCUCGUUAAUCUUCAAGAUAGUGAUCUUAAUGACUCCUUCUCGUGUUUCAAUCACUUACCAAUCAGCCUCUCCUAGGUGAAUCGAAUAUGCAUUUCGAGUAAUUGAAAUUCGAACUAUUUAUGUCGAAGUACUCACUUCUCUUGCAAUUUAAAGCUUCGGGUAUCUUAUUUGGAACAUCAACAGUUGCAAUUUACUUGCAAUAGUUCGUAUUUAUUAAAGACAAAAAAAAUUGCUAUAAUUCUAUCAUCAAAAAUUAAAGUUUUCGCUCUUUUAUGAUAAAAAUCAACUUGCUAAAUUUCAAGUGCUAAAUUAUUAUUCGUUGAAGUUUUACGCAAUGUGUUCAAUUUGUAUCUAUAUAAACAUUUGCAUAAUGAUAUGCAUGAUUGUUAUCUAAACAGAGUUCUUUUGUAAUUAUCAAUACGAGGUCAAAUUGUAAGCGAAAUACGAGGUGCGAUCGUAGACGUUUGAUAGAAAUCUUGCAUAAAUUUAUAAUUUUCAUUACCAUUCACAUACAUUUUUUCAAUGUUUUUUUUACGUUGGUCGUAAUACUUUUCAAGAAAAAGAAUAUAUGCAACGAUAUUUCCUCUAAAGUAUAUUGAUUUCGGCAAGAAAAAUCACAGAAAUACGAUUAUUAACAGGGAUACAUAUAUAUAGAGAAUAUCAACACAUCAUAUUUAGUAUAUAUAAUCAUAAUUUAUUUUAAAUAAAUCCUCAUUAACAUAAGACCAUCCUAUUAAAUUUGUAUAAUGUAAUACUUCUUACGAGACAUAGGAUCAGAACAGUAUGUAUUCGGAAAAAAAUGUAAUAGAUAUUUGGUAUAAUUAUGUAUACAUAUCAUGCGUAGAGAUUAUAUAUCUGGAGGCGCUUUAGCCCAAUCUCUCUCUCUCUCUCCCUCUUCCGCGUAUAAGAGUAGAAUCGGGAGAAAUAGAAAAAAAAACUGAUCUUUCCACCUUCUUGUCCCUCUCCGUUAUACCAACUUGUCCACGCUUGUGUAAAAAAUAAAAAAAGGACAGAAGAAAUAUCCCUCUUUUAUUCAGUUGGUUACAAGAAUCAAGCUGCAAGACGUCUCCAGGUAUACAAACUCUGUGAUAUUACGUAUGUGCAUGUGUGCCAUUGCUAUUGAAUUAGUUACGACAAUUCUAAAGACAAUGUGUGCCUCCCUACAGGGCAUACACGUUGGAAGAUUACAUAUUAUAGUUUUAUUAUACAAUAUCUAUUGUAUUUUUCUCCGGCGUAUUGUACUUUAAAAAUCUUAUCGUGACAUUCCCAUCGUAAAGAAUGAAAUUGUCGGUAUAUAAAUAUAGUGUACAUGUGCUGUUCUUUGACCGAGCGAGAAUUUCGUCGUAGCACAUGCUCCAAGUUAUGCGUAAUAAGUGCAACUUCUAAGACGAGGACACUUAUGUAUCGUCGCAUGUGCUGCAACAAAAUCGGCAGAGUACCAGUUCUAUUAAGAAAUCUGAUAAAUCCUUUAUAUGUGUGUCAGUCUUAUUUAAAUCUAAUAUAUAAAUGAUUAUUCCUACGUUUGAAACAUAAAUCUUGUGUACAUGUCGCUUCUUAAAAAGGAAAAAAAAAAA